AGAGCCAAACCCCCUCCUUCUCCACCUCAACCCCUGGUGUUCCCUCCAUCAGAGGCUCAUCCACUCUUUCCCCGGACUCUUGAAGACACAGUAACCCAUCAGCCAGCCACCAUGAAGACUGCUCUGGCGCUGCUGCUGCUCGCCUCUCUGGCCUGCCACAGCCAUGCGCUCAAAUGUCACACAUGCGUGGCGGCCAAUGACGACGACUGCAACCGACAGGGAUCCACCUCUUGUCCUCAGUACGCCGAUGCCUGCUCCACCAUCACUGGACCUAACACCGUGAUGAAGUCGUGCACAUACAGGGCCUUCUGCGACAAGGCUCAUGGCAGCAGCUCUGGAGCCAAGAUGGAGUGUUGUUUUGGAGACGACUGCAACGGGCCCCACAGGAGUCACAGCCACGGGGAUCACCACCACAACAGUGCAGGGGCUCUGGCCUCCAGCCCAGUCUUGCUGCUCACAGCCCUGCUGCUGCGUAUGGCCUUCAGUCAGCUCUAAACUCCUCCACCUCUUCUUCCCUCCAGUGAUUCAUCACCUCUUUUUAUUUGUUAUAUUAUCCAUGCAAGUUUUUAAAAAAGAGAGUUGCAAAGAGUUCUCAUGUGGUUUGACAACAAAAAGUGUGCUAUAAUGAGGUUUUCGCAGGUUUGUUCCAGAAAUACGAGCUGCAUUUCAGCAACUUUCAUUUUCUUUUAGCAUUUUUUUCAUUAUUUAUUAUCAUCUAACACUUCAAUAGUAACUUAAUUUUAUAUAGUAGUAUCUUCAGUUUCGGAUAAUGUCAAGCUGUGAACCUAUGAUCUUUACAGUGUAUGUGGUGAACAAAUGUGCAAAAAGUGAAGAGCACCUACUCACAGCGCUGAUGCAGCCAGGGGGGACUCGGGUGUGGUUUUAGUAGGUGUGGGUAGAUGUAGUGCACAGUUUGCUUCACACCAUAGAACCACAUUAUCUGUCGGUGUCAUGGUAACACAAACAUCUGACAACAAAUGUAUAAAAAUGUCUAAUAAUGAUGUGUGUAGUGCUUUAUUUGCGCACUUGUGUGCAUGUAAGCUGAAUAAAGAUGCAAUCACACCCUCA
Messenger RNA from Amphiprion ocellaris (clown anemonefish), 1068 nucleotides. RefSeq lists its product as uncharacterized. The transcript is spliced from 3 exons. Bases 112 to 495 code for a protein of 127 amino acids. The record is from RefSeq and is a predicted model, not a curated record. Lineage: Eukaryota; Metazoa; Chordata; Actinopteri; Pomacentridae.